Messenger RNA from Auxenochlorella protothecoides, 1188 nucleotides. RefSeq lists its product as hypothetical. NCBI's taxonomy places the organism in Eukaryota, Viridiplantae, Chlorophyta, Trebouxiophyceae, Chlorellales, Chlorellaceae. The coding region runs from base 1 to 1188 and encodes 395 amino acids. The record is from RefSeq and is a predicted model, not a curated record. Gene Ontology annotation, molecular function: glycosyltransferase activity. The transcript is spliced from 8 exons.
AUGGACGGCCCCUUCCCCAUCGGUUGCCGCUGGAGAGACGCCCAGUCACAGCAGGACCCAUGGAAGAUGAGCAAGAACCACCACCUGCAGACCCUGCAUGUGCUAGACGCCCUGGCAUUUGUGCAAUCGGUGCAGGCACGGGUACUCCCGGGCAACACCCUGUUCAUGGACUUCCCCUAUUUCCUCCACCCAAUGGCCAUCGGACACUGGCCGGAGGUCCUGUUCCCUGCCUUCUCCUCGCUCCAGCUUCAGCCCGGCUUCCGGCCGGCCCGGGUGCUGCUCAUGUCCCUGAAGCGGACCCACUUGAUGGCCUGGGCCAGGACAUUCAUGGGCGUAGCCUUGUCGGGGACACAGCCGACAGAUGACCUGGCCCCCAUCGUGUUUCAGUCCGAGUCUGACUCGGUUUGGCACCAGAUACUGUCGAGCCUGGAGGGACUGGAGGAGUCAGAGUGGCUCUGCAUCAGCAAGCUCCUGGUUCCCCUGGAGAUGGACCUCGACGGCCGCCGCACCUUCUUCAGCCAGGCAGACGGACACCUUUUCCGCCAGCGCCUUUAUGCACAGUUUGGGUUGAAGCCUCCCACCCCGCACAGUCGGCAUGCGGUGCCCAACAUCACCCUGCACCGAAAGACCUCCAAUCGCCGAAUCCUGAAUCUGGAGGAGCUCGUCGCCAUGCUGCGCACGCUGGGGCAUGUGAACAUGGUCGAGCACAGCAACGACACGCCCAUGGCAGAGCAGAUGCGAUCCGUGGCCUCCACCUCCGUCCUCGUCAGCGUGCACACCUCGGCCCUGGCCAUCGCCCCCAUGCUGCGUCCGGGGUCGAUUGUGGUGGAGCUCCUGCAGCGCAACUGGCGCUACCAGCACCUGGACGAGAGCUUCAAGGUGCGCGUGGUGGGUGGUUUAGUGGGGGUUAUGGGAGAGGCACAGACGGAGGUGAUGGGGGACAUCCACCACUUUGCCUGGCGCGCCACGCAGCCCAACCAGACGGUGUACCUCAAUCCCAGGGACGCGGUCCGCUUCGGGAACUGGACCACGGAGAUGUGCGACACGGAGGAGUGCGUGGAGGCGCACACCACAGUGGACGUGGUGGUCGACGUGGAGGCCGUGCGGCAGCUGCUCACCGACCGACUGGCCCUGAUACAGGCCGGGGCAAGCGUGGAGGAGGCAAGCCUCCCCUGGCCCCAGCGGUAG